Molecule: messenger RNA, 1706 nt
Organism: Pongo pygmaeus (Bornean orangutan)
Lineage: Eukaryota; Metazoa; Chordata; Mammalia; Primates; Hominidae
Product: aldo-keto reductase family 1 member B15
Exons: 10
Coding region: 434-1384 (316 amino acids)
Molecular function (GO): oxidoreductase activity
Source: RefSeq, a predicted model, not a curated record
AUAUGGAAUCUGCAGGAUGUGGGCAAAUAAUGGAAUAAAAGCUGGCCACCCCAGUCAGCAGUGGCUGGGAACCGCUCAGGUACCCUUCCACACCGUGGAAACUUUGUUCUUUCCCUCUUGAUGAAAAAUCUUGCUGCUGCUCACUCUUUGGGUCCACAGCACCUUUAAGAGCUACAACGCUACCACGACGGUCUGUGGCUUCAUUCUUGAAGUCAGUGACACCACAAACCCACUGGAAGGGAGAAACUCCAGACACAUCUGAAGGAACAAACUCCAGACACACCAUCUUUAAGAGCUGUAACACACACUGUGAAGGUCCGCGGCUUCAUUCUUGAAGCCAGCGAGACCACGAACCCUCUGGAAGGAACCAACUCUGGACACAGCAGGACGUGAGACUUCUACCUGCUCACUCAGAAUCAUUUCUGCACCAACCAUGGCCACCUUUGUGGAGCUCAGUACCAAAGCCAAGAUGCCCAUUGUGGGCCUGGGCACUUGGCGGUCUCCUCUCAGCAAAGUGAAAGAAGCAGUGACGGUGGCCAUUGAUGCAGGAUAUCGCCACAUUGACUGUGCCUAUUUCUAUGAGAAUCAACACGAGGUGGGGGAAGCCAUCCAAGAGAAGAUCCAAGAGAAGGCUGUGAAGCGGGAGGACCUGUUCAUUGUCAGCAAGGUAUGGCCCACUUUCUUUGAGAGACCCCUUGUGAGGAAAGCCUUUGAGAAGACCCUCAAGGACCUGAAGCUGAGCUAUCUGGACAUCUAUCUUAUUCACUGGCCACAGGGAUUGAAGACUGGGGAUGACUUUUUCCCCAAAGAUGAUAAGGGUAAUAUGAUCGGUGGAAAAGCAACGUUCUUGGAUGCCUGGGAGGCCAUGGAGGAGCUGGUGGAUGAGGGGCUGGUGAAAGCCCUUGGGGUCUCCAAUUUCAACCACUUCCAGAUCGAGAGGCUCUUGAACAAACCUGGACUGAAAUAUAAACCAGUGACUAACCAGGUUGAGUGUCACCCAUACCUCACACAGGAGAAACUGAUCCAGUACUGCCACUCCAAGGGCAUCACUGUUACGGCCUACGGCCCCCUGGGCUCUCCGGAUAGACCUUGGGCCAAGCCAGAGGACCCUUCCCUGCUGGAGGAUCCCAAGAUUAAGGAUAUUGCGGCAAAGCACAAAAAAACCACAGCCCAGGUUCUGAUCCAUUUCCAUAUCCAGAGGAAUGUGACUGUGAUCCCCAAGUCUAUGACACCAGCACACAUUGUUGAGAACAUUCAGGUCUUUGACUUUAAAUUGAGUGAUGAGGAAAUGGCAACCAUACUCAGCUUCAACAGAAACUGGAGGGCCUUUGACUUCCAGGAAUUCUCUCAUUUGGAAGACUAUCCCUUCGAUGCAGAAUAUUGAGGUUGAAGCGCCUGGUGAGAUUACACAGGGGAUUUUCUUUCUUCACUGAAGUGUGACUGUCUCCACUCAAGUACUAUUUUAGCCAAGCUUAUCUGAGAUCACAGUGAACUUUGUCCUGUUGUAGACCAGAAUCGAGGUGCUGUUUUAGACAUGUAUUUCUGUAUGUUCAACUAGGAUCAGAAUAUCACAGAAAAGCAUGGCCUGAAUAAGCAAAUGACAAUUUUUUCCACUUAUCUGAACUGAUCAAAUGUUUGUUAAGCACCAGAAACUCUGCCAACACUGAGGAUGUAAAGAUAAAUAAUAAAAAAUAAUGAUUGUAACC